Molecule: messenger RNA, 393 nt
Organism: Sabethes cyaneus
Lineage: Eukaryota; Metazoa; Arthropoda; Insecta; Diptera; Culicidae
Product: transmembrane protein 170A
Exons: 1
Coding region: 1-393 (130 amino acids)
Source: RefSeq, a predicted model, not a curated record
AUGUAUUCCGACAGUAUCUCGGAACUAGACACGAUAGCUAAUGUGAUCGGUCUGCGGGGUGUGGGUACUAGUACGUUGACCAAGUUUGUGGAUAUGUGGUACCACGUCUUCCUGUGGGCUUUAUUUUCGUCGAUUAUCAUUCACACCGGCGCAGCGGUGAUUGCGUUCGUAACGCUGCGCAAACACAAAUUCGGGCGAUUUUUCUCAAUUUUUAUUCUGGUGAUGGGUGUAGUUUCACCGGUUACCGGCGGCACUGUUAGCAGUGCCACCAUUGCCUUUGUACAUAGAGCCUCGAAUCUGCCGAUGUCGCCCAUACUGGCCAUGGUAUAUGGGGUCGGUCAAACAAUCUUAUCCGCGUGUCUCGGCUUCACAAGAGUUCUUGCGACACUGUAA